AUGGCGAAAUCAUCGUCACCCACAUCUGAUAGUUGCAGUGUCUACUUUCCUUCCAACCCCUCAUCCUCUCCCACUUCAGACCACGACACGGACAGCGAGCUUCCCAUUCUCCCUCGACGAUAUAGCUUCCUCGAGCAAGACUGGGCUUCUGGUCCUGUAUUCUCAGUCCUCCGCGGCGUCAGCAGCGGCGAUCUCCCAGUCGCUCCUCUCGGAACGAAAAACCCCGUGUUGAAGCAUUACCUCUCCCGCCCUGUACGAAGGCAACUAGACUGGAAAGAGAAGCCCAAUGGAGCCCCCAUUCGGAAGCCCCUUGACGGUGUUCUCGCUGUCCAGGCUGGGUUCAUCCAAACUCGCGGGGAGAUAGCAGAGACUCCUUGCACCAGCUGCUCCAAGGGGAAAGGGAUAUGGAAGUCUUGUGUAGUUGGUGAAAGAAUCGGGCAGCCGAAGCCUAGUAGUGAAGUUUGCGGUAAUUGUCUUUUCUCGAAGAAUUGGACGUGCAGCCAACGGCUUUCUGCUGGCACUAGAAUCUCAGAUGCUUCCAGCGCGGAUUGUUCUGGUUCAUCUACUUUGAAAGAUCAAAGAGGAAGAACGAUGUCUCGCAAUACUACAGAGAAACGUGCACAAACACCACUGCUUCGACGUACUACUACGGCCGUUGAUCUUACUUCCCCUGACCAGUCUAGAGGUACCUCUGCCAGCGUUAAAAACGACACUCCUAUAUUUCGGUUUCGCCACUUACCGGACCCCAUGAUAAUGCCGGAGGAUGUUGUUGAAUUCCCCUUGUCUGCGAAGACAUUCAAUAACCUCCCGGUUUUAAAGCGAGCGUUGUCAGAUAUGGAGGAGCACGUUGGGAAAAUCAAAAGGAGAAUCAGGCAGCUUGAGCAGCUAGAAAUGGGAUAUAACCCAGGGAAUCCUUGGGACUCUUUGUAG
Messenger RNA from Aspergillus puulaauensis, 930 nucleotides. Its product is annotated as DUF3716 domain-containing protein. Bases 1 to 930 code for a protein of 309 amino acids. The record is from RefSeq and is a predicted model, not a curated record. NCBI's taxonomy places the organism in Eukaryota, Fungi, Ascomycota, Eurotiomycetes, Eurotiales, Aspergillaceae. The transcript is spliced from 3 exons.